Molecule: messenger RNA, 3682 nt
Organism: Bufo gargarizans (Asiatic toad)
Lineage: Eukaryota; Metazoa; Chordata; Amphibia; Anura; Bufonidae
Gene: STX7
Product: syntaxin 7
Exons: 10
Coding region: 162-941 (259 amino acids)
Biological process (GO): intracellular protein transport; vesicle fusion; vesicle-mediated transport
Cellular component (GO): synaptic vesicle; endomembrane system; membrane
Molecular function (GO): SNAP receptor activity; SNARE binding
Source: RefSeq, a predicted model, not a curated record
AGGAGAUCAGCUGCUGCUGCUGGCGGCUCCUCCUCCCCGGCAGGACUGAGUCUGCGCUGCCCGUCAGCAGGGAGGGAGCAGACGGAGGCCGCCGGAGACAGGUGUUAGAGCAUCGACCUGAACACUUCGGAUGAGAACAGAAUUGCCAAUCAACCACAGCCAUGGCCUAUAAUACCACCCGCGACCCAGCACAGCUGGCACAGACUAUCUCCGCCAACAUCCUGAGGAUAACACAAGCCUCUGCCGAGAUACAGAGGAUAGUGAAUCAGCUGGGGACCGUACAAGACACAGCCGAGCUACAGAACCAGUUGCAGCAGAAGAUACAAUAUGUGAACAAGCUUGCCAAAGACACGGACAAAUGUCUCAAGGACUUCUCGUCGCUCCCUUCCGACAGCGAUCAGAGACAGAGAAAGCUACAGAAGGACAGGCUGCUGAACGAGUUCUCCUCUGCCCUGACCAACUUUCAGAAGAUUCAACGCCUGGCUGCAGAAAAGGAGAAGGACUUUGUGGCCAGGGUCCGGGCUGGCUCCAGAGUAUCGGGUGGAGCACCAGAUGAUGGGAUUAGGGAUGGCUCUUUGGUCAACUGGGAAAACGAGAGUCAGCCGCAGGCAGUGAUGCAGGAGGAGCUGAUCACAGAGGAAGAUCUGCGGCUCAUAGAAGAACGGGAGACCGCCAUCAAUCAGCUGGAGGAGGACAUCAGAGGCAUCAAUGAAAUCUUUAAAGACUUGGGUAUGAUGGUCCAUGAGCAAGGAGAAAUGAUUGACAGCAUAGAGGCCAACGUAGAAAGCUCCGAGGUGCACGUUCAGCAAGCCAACCAGCAGCUGGCCCGAGCAGCGGAGUACCAGCGCAAGUCCCGGAAGAAGAUGUGCAUUAUCAUCUUUGUGGUCAUAAUACUAAUUGUCAUUCUGGCACUGAUUAUCUGGGCGGCCACCCGAAAUUAGGAAGAAUAAUAUCCUCCAAGUACUUUUUGUCUUUAUAUUCCAAACUGUUAAUGCUAAUCAUUGGAGAGAUGGCUUCCACGAUGAAGAUGAAGAAUACAACGUGUAUGUGUAAUCUCUAUGUCACAGGGCAUGGGGGAUUUACUACAACUGACCCGAGAAGACACCGCCAUGUUCUCCCGUGCACAGUAUGCAGUGUAGGCUCCAUACACAUUGUACCAAGCACUUGCACUAUCAAUAUUAGAAGAGAACUUAGAUUAUUCAUUGGAUUAUAGUGUAUACUGUGUGCCAUUCUAUUUAAAGGGAUGUUCACCUUUUGGUCAUUUGCACCCACACGGCUAAAGGUUUAACUACCUAAGCGCUUUUCCGUACAGCCGGCCUCAGUCUACAUAGAGAUUUGUAGGCUUUGUUGUACACCAAAAAUAUAGGAGCCCGUAGCAAAACUCAAAAUGAGCACCAGUCACCACUUAGAACUCUCUCAAGUUUAGUAUGCUCAGUACUUGUAUAAUAUAUUAAUGUGGAGUAGCUCUGUUUUUGACAAAUAAUAGAAUUCUGGUUAUAUACAGUCGCCACUAGAGGGAGCUAGCACUCAAUGGCAUCUGAAUGCUGUAAGCUCCCUCUAGUGACUUCUGCAUCAGAAGCAGUUUACAGCUGGACCUAUUCCCCUUGGCAGUUGUGUGCCCUUCCUCUAUGGCAGGGAUCAGCAACCUCCGGCACACCAGCUGUUGUGAAGCUACAACUCCCAGCAUGCUCUGUUCACUUCUAUGGGAGUUCUGAGAGUAUUCAAGCAGGGACGCAUGCCGAGAGUUGUAGUUUUUGGAGGUUGUUGACCCCUGCUCCAAGGGAAGUUAUGAGCGGACAUAGAUUUAGUGUACAAGAAAUGUUCAGCUUAUUUGUGACCAUGUGGGCUGAAGUGAAUGAAGGGUGAACAUCCCCUUUAAAGGGGUUUUUCCAUUAAAAUGUAAAAAAAAAAUAAAAAAAAAUAAGCAUUUGGGCCAUAAAGGGUUAGAAACUAAGAAAUGAACCGUACUCGCUCCACCACUGCUGUUCCGACGCUGCUCUGGUCUCCGCCGUUCAUCACUACCCGGUUCCUGCUCAGUAUGCUGAAGACUCAACCAUUCGCUGGCGGAGGCGGGGCAUUGCUAUGGUCUGUGAUCGGCUGAUCAGGCCUUUCCAGGCGUUUUCAGCUUGUCGAGCCAGUAACGGGAAGUGAAGAGCAGUGGGGAUCAGACCGGUGUCAGAAUAGUUUAUUUUUUUAUGUCUAACACUUUGUGGAUCAAUUUUUAUUUCUGAAGAAAAUCCCCUUUAAAUAAACCUUCCGUUGAAAUAUGAGGUGUUAAAUUAUGCCAAAAUGAUGUUAAAAGUAAUAUCCUGUGUAUUAAAAAGUAAUAUAAAAGUACACAAACUGAAUAUAGCUUCCAUGAUACUGUGCCAAAUACGAGACACUCCCGCACUGGUUCCCACCCAGCUUUACUAGGCCAGAUAAUUAUCCCCUGUUCCUGUCCUAUUGGAUAACUGAGGCAGAUUGGCCAUUGACUGGUCUUGGGUCUUUCAUAUAAAAAAAGGGCAAAAAUAGGGGAUUUUCUCUAUGUUCAUGAAUUUUGAGGGCAUUUUCUUUUAAUUUUGCUUGAGGUAUAGUUAUUUAUUAGAAAUUGUAAUGUAAACUUAAACAAUUCCAUAUACAGCGUGAUAAAAUGUAGGGGUCCAUCCUGUUCCUUGAGAUGCCAGAAUAUUGGUUUUCUGGACUGUUGGGUGUUCGUUUUGUUAUAGGGUUUACAGGGGUAAAGUGUUUUCCAACGCUUUCUACCAUUGAUCUGAUGAUCUUAAAGAGGUUCUCCAACUUCAGUGUAUUUUUUACUUUACCCCAAGCUCUUUCUUGGCUUGGGCUACAUGGGUCCCUGGGCUAUCUUCUCCAGACUUCAGGUCAUCACAGGUAAACCCUCCUGAAUGGCAGGGUCACAGCCACAGCGGUGACUUGUUCUCAAGCAGCUUAGGGAGACAUUACUACUGCAGCCAGUCAUUGGUUGCAGCAGAGCAUGUGACCCCAUCCAUGCAGGAGUUUUACAUGUGGGGACCAGAAGUCCAGAGAAGACAGCCUAGGACCCACAGAGUCGGUUGGGGAGCAGGGUAAGUAUGCUUACCUUGACAUGUCCCGCGGAGUGGGGGUGUAAUUAGAAAAAACACCUUGAACUUGGAAAAGUUCACUCCCUAAGAAUGCUGGACCAUGGGACAUUCUCCUGGUAAUCCAGCAUCAGAACUUGAUUUGGGUGACAUGCUUUCCAGAAAUCUAGUCCACAAGAUGUAGAUUUUCUACGCUAAUGGUGUAUGGUGUUUAUUAAAGAAGCAGCAUGUCCCUUCAGGCCCCAGUUUUGUCCACCCCAUAGGUCAUACCUGCCAAACACCUCGUGAUUAUACCACUGCUACAUAGCGAGUGUUCGUGGUGGGUUCCAGGUGAAUUGUGGGAGUGGUAGGAGUUACCCAAGUGUCUCCAAAAAUGAGGCCAUAUCUGUAUGCCAAUCCUACAUUGUGUGCUGGUGAACCUUCUGUGAAUUAUUUUGUCUUCUCCUGUACUAACCCUUGUCAAAAAGAAAACUCCCAUCAUUUUAGAGCCUGUCAGGCAGUGAGUUGUGCUGAAUUUUUUUUAAAUCUGUCCUAAAAAUAAAUUUUUUACAGGUGCCAACAAUACUGCUGGGCUGUAAGCCAUGGGGGGUUGAACUAACCAUUAAAGGUUGUGUCUGAGGGUA